CGUGGAUUGUGAUAGCAAGUAUGGUGAUGGAGACAGUGACAGGUCUUGGCCCUCUCUUACUUAAUCCACUGUCCUUCCUGCCACAUCUAUUGAUCAGUGAGAAACAGCAGGACGAGAUGUAUGUGAGAAUCAAUGUUUCUUGGUCAUACGUAAACCUCACCAAGGACUAAAGUCUAUAGAAAUGUGAGAUAAACAAAGAGACUGAGGAACACAGUGAAUCGGACAGUCCACAGUGCAUAACUUGAUCUCAAGAUAAUUCUGAUUACUAAUUAAAAUUAUCUUCAAUACUUUUCACUUUCAACUUUAUUUAUUUUUAAUGUAAGUUGAAACAGAGAGAAACAACAUAUACUCUUGAAUUAUGAAACACUACCCUGAGUUAACUGUUGUGUAGCGUUUCUCAAGUUCUCAUUCGUUGACAUAACCCGGAUAUUAAGGCAGGUGAUGAAACCCAACCAUUAGAGCAAAUUUAUUAUUCUCUACUGAGAAAACUUUUACGGGCUAACCUGCCAUGUCGAAAGUGACCAAGCCACCCACAGUGACAGUGGUGGUGAGGAACCUGCCGGUGAGUACGACGGAGGCUCAGCUGCGGUCCCUCUGUGAAAACUUCGGAGGCAUUGUCGAGGUUGAGAUCCCCAGACGAACGGAAGUGUUCGUCAAAUUUAUCUUUGGAUUUGUAAGGUUUGUAAGCCUGGAUGCCGCCCUGAAUGCUGUGAUGAAGUUAAAUGGACUUGUGGUACAGCAACGCAGGAUCAACGCUGAGGUGGCCCGCAGUCAUUGGCGCAACACCAACAAGCAGACAGUGAUGCAUGAAGGCUUCGAUGGUGAUGACAGUAAGGACGAAGAGACGAAUUCCAGCCUGUCAAUGGACGACAUCAACACCACCAUCAUACAGAUCUGUCACCGACAGUGGCAACAGCACCGACGUAGACACCGAGACACAGACUUGCCUUCUUUUGGCAGAAUCAUGGGGAUGUUGGCUAAGCUUCCCACCAGUGAGGAUGAGGAAAGUGAGACUGAGGUUGAGUCGUGACCAUCAUUUGAGCGUACAUACUUACUGUUACGUGAACUGUAUUUAGACGAAAAUUAAGAUUGAAACUAAUACAGUCGGUCACCUGAAGAUUAGUCCCAACUUAUUUCACCCUACCGCCAUGACGCUAACAUAACCCAACCUAACCAAAUCAAAUCUACCUUAACCUAACCCCCAUCAAGGUAACGUUGGGGUGCUUAAUCAUGAUGUGAAAUAAGCUGGGAGGCUGAUCUUCGGGUGAUAAGUUAUAGUAAUUCAGUAAUGAUGUUGAAAGAUAAUUAAUAAUUGUAAUAGCAGUAACAGACAUUAAAAUGCGGGUUGUGUAUGGUAGGUUAUUGAGGGUUUUUAUUGACAAUGUAAAAUAAAUACAUAAUAAAAUAGAUUAAUUUUUUUGUGACUUAAAUUUAAUGUUUAGAAAAUUAUGUCAUAGACAGUGUGUAGACUGUAGACUGUCUAUCCAAUAAAGCGAUGAUACACACCUCAAA
Messenger RNA from Homarus americanus (American lobster), 1512 nucleotides. RefSeq names its product polyadenylate-binding protein 1-like. The coding region runs from base 509 to 1030 and encodes 173 amino acids. Gene Ontology annotation, cellular component: nuclear speck. The transcript has 5 exons. The record is from RefSeq and is a predicted model, not a curated record. Gene Ontology annotation, biological process: mRNA splicing, via spliceosome. Gene Ontology annotation, molecular function: RNA binding. NCBI's taxonomy places the organism in Eukaryota, Metazoa, Arthropoda, Malacostraca, Decapoda, Nephropidae.